Molecule: messenger RNA, 657 nt
Organism: Arachis stenosperma
Lineage: Eukaryota; Viridiplantae; Streptophyta; Magnoliopsida; Fabales; Fabaceae
Exons: 1
Coding region: 1-657 (218 amino acids)
Source: RefSeq, a predicted model, not a curated record
AUGGGAACGAUUUCACAGGAUCAUUCCAAGUUAGACUCGGACACAAUUGCAGAGGCUAUAAUGCCAUUGGUUGAGAGUGACCCGUCCAUCAAGGUCAAAUCUAUAAUUGCAGAAGUCCAGUCAAGGUUUAACUACACCAUCAGUUACCGAAAGGCUUGGUUGGCAAAGCAGAAGUCCAUAGCCAAAAUUUUCGGUGGUUGGGAGGAUUCUUAUCAAGCUUUGCCAUGGUGGCUCUCGGUCAUGACUCAGAAAAUGCCUAGCUCAAUAGUUCAAAUAGAAACACAACUACUGUACAACGGGACUGAGGAGGCGGAUGGUGUCAAAAUACUUCACUGCGUAUUUUGGAGUUUCAAUCCAUGCAUUAGGGCAUUCAAGCAUUGCAAGCCUCUAGUUCAAGUUGACGGCACACAUCUUUACGGAAAAUACAAAGGUACACUUCUAGUUGCUAUUGCACAAGAUGGAAACCAGAACAUUGUGCCUAUCGCCUUUGUCCUGGUGGAGGGCGAGACAGCUGAUGCGUGGCACUUCUUUCUAAAGAAUCUACGAAGGCAUGUUGUUAGAAAAGACGGUGUCAGUAUGAUCUCAGAUCGACAUGAGUCAAUCCAGGCAGCAGUAAAUUGUUCUGGUGGUGAUUGGCAACCUCCGAGAGCAUGGUGA